AUGUCCAUCCCCAAUUCCUCAGAACAGCAGGACACCCCGCUGCACGACUCGACCCUGCUCCUCGAUGGUCCGGUCUCUUUGACCCUGGGUAGUGACUCGCUACUGAUAGUUGACGACGUUCACAAAUCAGGCCGUGGCUGCUGCGGGUUAUGCAGGUCCAAAACCAAGACCACGCACACCAUUGCACUGCACAAUGUCCUCGGUGCCGAAGUUAACCCCUCCGAUGUCGAGAUCACCUUCGCGCAGCCCGCAACCAAGAACGAUGUCACCGUGACAACAGUGCGAUAUUCGAUCAGCGAGAAGGAGAAGUCAACCGUGGAGAAGUGGGUACAGAAGCUGCUCGACCUUGCCUAUGGCACCGCGCAGCGCAGGAAGCGACUCAAAGUCCUGGUAAACCCCUUCGGCGGGAAAGGAACAGCGGCAAGUCUAUACCAGACAUACGCGGCGCCGGUCUUCGCCGCGGCCAAUUGUGAGCUCGAUGUGCAAAACACCGAAUACCGCGGACAUGCCACCGAAAUCGCGGCGCAGCUCGACCUUGACGCGUACGACGCGAUUGUAUGUUGUUCGGGGGACGGUCUGCCAUACGAGGUGUUCAAUGGGCUAGGCAAACGGCCCAAUGCCCGAGAGGCUCUGGCCAAGCUCGCGGUGGCGUUGCUUCCUUGUGGCUCCGGGAACGGGAUGGCGUGGAAUUGCCUGGGGACGGGUAGCGUCUCCAUUGCGGCGCUGGCAAUCGUCAAGGCGGUGCGGAUGCCUCUUGAUCUAGUCUCGAUCACUCAGAAUGAUACUCGCACUCUCUCCUUCCUGUCGCAGUCCUUUGGUAUUGUCGCAGAGUCGGAUCUGGGCACCGAUCACAUCCGGUGGAUGGGCGCCCACCGGUUUACGUACGGGUUCCUGAUCCGCCUGCUGCGGCAGACAAUCUGGCCCUGCGACCUGGCAAUAAAAGUGGAGAUUAAUGACAAAAAGGCGAUUAAGGAACACUAUACCGCAUUUGCCAACCGCCCAGUGGACACCUCUGCGGACCGCGGCCGUAUCGAAGCUGCAGAACAGUCGCCGGGGCUUCCAGAGCUCCAGCAUGGCACGGUCCUGGGAGAGCUCCCUACUGACUGGGAAAUCGUUCCGGGCACCACAAUGGGCAAUUUCUACGUCGGCAACAUGGCGAUCAUGUCCAAGGACACCAAUUUCUUCCCGGCAUCGCUUCCAAAUGAUGGACUCAUGGAUGUCAUCACCAUCGAUGGGACCAUAAGCCUAAGUACGGCGCUCAGCAUGAUGAACGAGAUCCCUACCGGCCGCUUCUUCGAUAUGCCCGACGUCAAGCUCCGCAAAGCAACCGCAUUUCGUUUGGUGCCCCAUGAAAAAGAAGGGUAUAUCAGCAUCGACGGGGAACAAGUUCCCUUUGAGCCCUUCCAAGCUGAAAUCCACCAAGGCUUGGGUACGGUGCUGUCCAAGUCGGGGCGAAUUUACGAAGCGGAUGGCCCGCUGUGA
This is a messenger RNA of Penicillium alfredii, 1482 nucleotides long. RefSeq lists its product as uncharacterized. The coding region runs from base 1 to 1482 and encodes 493 amino acids. Gene Ontology annotation, biological process: sphingosine biosynthetic process. Gene Ontology annotation, cellular component: intracellular membrane-bounded organelle; cytoplasm; membrane. The transcript is spliced from 3 exons. NCBI's taxonomy places the organism in Eukaryota, Fungi, Ascomycota, Eurotiomycetes, Eurotiales, Aspergillaceae. The record is from RefSeq and is a predicted model, not a curated record.